GGGAGCUGCAACUCCUUCUGCUCGUCCCCGUUUUCCCGCCACACACACACAACCAAGCUCUUAAACCAGUCGCAUCUACCCAGCUGAGCUGUAUCCCGCUCUGGAUCCUUGUGGCGAGACGGUCACAGAUCAUUCAACAUGGGUAUUAAGAACCUCUUCUCAGUGAUCUCGGAAGAAGCCCCUGAUGCUGUCAAGACGGGAGAAAUUAAAAACCACUUCGGCCGCAAGGUCGCUAUCGAUGCGUCCAUGAGUAUCUACAGCUUCCUUAUCGCUGUUCGCUCCGAUGGACAGCAGCUCAUGAAUGAGACCGGAGAAACCACAUCGCACUUGAUGGGAAUGUUUUAUCGCACGCUCAGAAUGGUCGACAAUGGAAUCAAACCUCUGUACGUCUUUGAUGGAGCUCCGCCAAAGCUCAAAUCCGGGGAGUUGGCCAAACGUUUUGCGCGGAGGGGUGAGGCGACCGAGGCGCAUGAGGAGGCCAAGGAAACUGGAACUGCAGAGGAUGUGGAGAAGUUCUCUCGCCGCACAGUACGAGUCACCAGGGAACACAAUGCAGAUUGCAAGAAGCUGCUGAAGCUGAUGGGCAUCCCAUACAUUGACGCCCCGACCGAGGCCGAGGCACAAUGCGCGGUACUUGCCCGUGCUGGGAAGGUCUAUGCUGCUGCUUCGGAGGACAUGGACACUUUGUGCUUUGAAACCCCCAUUCUUCUGCGCCACUUGACAUUCAGCGAGCAGAGAAAGGAGCCCAUCCAGGAAAUCCAUCUCAGCCGUGCGCUGGAGGGAUUGGGCAUGGAUCGCAAACAGUUCAUCGAUCUUUGUAUCCUACUGGGUUGCGACUACCUAGAACCGAUUCCCAAGGUCGGUCCGAAUACGGCACUCAAGCUAAUUCGGGAGCAUGGGACUCUUGAGAAGGUGGUUGAGUUCAUCCAGAACGACCCCAAGAAGAAAUAUGUCAUUCCCGAUGACUGGCCAUAUCAGGAUGCCAGAGAGCUGUUCUUGAACCCCGAUGUUCGGGACUCCGAUCAUCCCGACUGCGACUUCAAGUGGGAAGCGCCCAACGUAGAGGGCCUGGUGGAAUACUUGGUUACAGACAAGGGAUUCAAUGAAGACCGGGUUCGCAGUGGUGCUGCCCGCCUGCAGAAGCAUCUGAAGACCGCCCAGCAAUCUCGCCUAGAGGGAUUCUUCAAGCCAGUAGCCCGAACGGACGCGGAGAAGGCGAGCUUGAAGCGUAAGCACGACGAGAAAAUUCAAGAACAGAAGAAGCGCAAGAAGGAUGAGGCCAAAGCUAAGAAGGAGGCCAAGGCGAGACCUCGUGGCGCUGGCUGAACAGUGACCUGCCGCAAAGUAUCGAUUUCCCACGGAGUUGAGUCCGAGGGCCCGGAAAUGUGGUAGACAUAUGAUCGACACCAGCUGGAAAACCUGCUCUGUCGUGUCUUUUGAGUGCCUUGGUUUGAUCCUUGGCGGCGUUCUAGGCUUUGGUUAUUGUAAACAUGGCAAGGCGUUUUGAUCGGCGGGAAUGCGCCAGCAUAGCUUACUACUGAUGUUGAACAUAGUUGUUUUGAGUGGUCC
This is a messenger RNA of Aspergillus saccharolyticus JOP 1030-1, 1569 nucleotides long. It is a transcript of the gene fen1, whose product is annotated as multifunctional nuclease RAD27. Gene Ontology annotation, cellular component: nucleus; cytoplasm. The record is from RefSeq and is a predicted model, not a curated record. The coding region runs from base 139 to 1326 and encodes 395 amino acids. NCBI's taxonomy places the organism in Eukaryota, Fungi, Ascomycota, Eurotiomycetes, Eurotiales, Aspergillaceae. The transcript is spliced from 5 exons. Gene Ontology annotation, molecular function: 5'-flap endonuclease activity; 5'-3' exonuclease activity; DNA binding.